AUAACCGUUGCAAAGUCCAAGCAUAACGAGAAUAAAUAAACGCACGAUAUAGAAUCUCACCUGUAAAGCAGCUAUUUUCGUUUGUCACUCACUACUACUAUAAAUUUCCGGUGGAAUGAAUGAAGCACUCGCUUUUCUUAACAAUAAUAUUUUAAUAUUUUAUAGCAUAAUAUUUUACAAAUAUAUUUUACAUCGGUGAAAGUGAUAUAACAUUACGAAAGAAACUGAGUAUUUUUAACGUCAAAAACAAAGCAGGAUGGUGUAUAUACGUUUAUUGGUCUUGUUACUUAUGUCAAUAACUUGUGAAGGUGAUUAUGCUUCGGUAUUUAAGUGGAUUUGGGGAAAGGAUACAGAUGAUACUACUGUCUUGGUAGCAGAUGGUGUUCCAUUGAUUUCUAUUCCUUAUGAAUCUAUGACAGAAGAUGAGAAGUUUCUUCAAGAAGCUGCAAAGUUUACAGAAAUUCAAGUGUCAUCACCUUUAGAAACUUGCCAACACAAAGUUAUUAUGAAGAUUAAAACCUCUUGCUCUGGGUUGAGUGAGGAACAACUUGCCAAAUUGAGUGUUAAUCUUUUGAAUUGUCAGUCUGCAGUGGAGGGCAGAAAAAUAUUUCCAUGUACUGAGGAAAUGUCGCUAAAACAAUGUACCACAGAUAUGGAUGCAGAUAUGUGGAAUGCAUAUCAUUUAAUGAGUAACAGAGCCAGAGCAGUUUGUUAUGCAGCUCGCAGUACUCAAUUUCGUGCUCUUACAGAAUUGACUGUGAACAAAUUAAUGCAAACUGCGCACACACAAAUUAAGACACUGAGUUCAUUAAAAGAAGGUCAAGAUCGUCUAGAAGAACAGACUGUAGAAGCUCUAUCGUCUUUGUCAGACGGUAAUAAAGCGUUAUUAGAACAGCAAAAGCGUUUAAAAGAUGCACAAGCAUCAGCUCAUAAUCUCGUGACAACAAAUUUAAGAGAAUUAAACAACGAAAAAGCUUUGAUUCGAUCUGGACACGCACAACUUGCGGCAAUGGCAGACGAUAUCAGAAAGAAAUUAGAAGAGGCAAAUAAAAAUUUGGAGCAACAAGCUAUCGAACGUAGCGAAAACCAUAAAGAAAUACUAGAGGAUUUAUUAAACAUUCAAUUACAAGCACAAUUGAUCUGGGAUAAAAUAGAAUCUAGUACAGAUCGAAUUUUCGCACAACAUGAAGCAGCGCUUGUUCAAUAUGAACAAACUUUACAAAAAUUAGGUCAAAUUAAUGACACUAUUCAAUAUAUUUGGAAUAUAACAAAUACUAUGCAUACAGAGAUAGAUGAGAAGCUUAAUUGGUUGACCAAUUACAUUGGUGAUACUGGAGAACAAAUGCAUCGAAUAUAUCGUAUAAGCUUGCACAUUAUUUAUUUAUUAUUUGCCAUGAUAAUUGCUGCAUUCCUUCAUGCACCACUGCUAACUAGAAUCACUAUUCUGGGACUUGUACCAUUAAACUUAGUAUCUUUCUUGAAGCAUGGCAUGGAUGCUUGUUUGGACUUUGUAUCAAUGAGUGUAUUAAUAUUUUUAAUCACAAUGAUGCAUUUCCUAAUGGUUGGAAUUCAACGUUUAUUUGGUGCAAGAAGAAGAGAAACCCGGUCAGAUCCGAUUCAAACCAUCAACAGAAAUAGUCAUGUAAAUAGUACCGCAGAAUAUGUUUCUUCUUCUUACAUUACUCUAUCACGUCACCUUUCAAUAUCUUUCUACACAAAUUUGAAGAGGAGUACACGGAAAAUUUAUAGUUUUGUCCGUUACCAAAUAAACCGAUCUAUCCAAAAGUUUAGUUCACUGAUACAAGCAAUAACUUCGUGGAGUAAGCAAAGAUUAAUACCACGCGAGGAAUUAACCUGUUCGUAUACUUCCUCCAGGAGAAAUCGCGAAGAUCUUGUUUAUAAUUACGAGCAAGAGCAUCCAAGUAUGUCCGAAGAUAAUACAUACUUUGAACAUUCAAAUUUAACGAAUGAAAGCAACGGAAGUAUCGAUAACCCUGAUCUUCUACUCGAUGCCAAUGAUCUAAGACGAAGGUUAAACAGAAUUGAAAAUUCUGCCAGCAGGUCUUCUUAUUCUCGUCAACAAUCACCCUCCAGAAGUAUUUCUUCAACAUCAUCGAAAGUGAUAUGUAAUGGCAUAACGCUAAGCGGCAGAAGGUGUCGGUCAUAUGCAAUAGGUGGUCCUUAUUGCAGCAAACAUUCCUUUUGACACUCAAUGGAUGACUGAUAAAUUUUUUAACAUAAUGUUAGGUUAAUUUGUUACAUUAAGUUAAUUAGAAUUACUUCUAUCGAGAAUUGAACCGUUUGUAUUACUGUUAAUCAAUUAAAUUAAAUAAUUAGAUAUAAAAUUAUUUUAUCAGUUAGACAAUUUCUUGAACUUCAUAAAUGUCCGUAAUUUUAACAUCGAUAUAAUAGUGCCUUUGAAGCAUUGUCUUCUACAUUCUCAACAUGACAAAUAUUGUAGUUUAUAAAGAAAACAAAAUUGUACAUAAUAGGAUGCUAUACACUUUAUAUUAUAGUUGUUUAUAAGAAGCAUGUAUUUUGUAUUAAAUAUAAUUGUAAUUUAUUUUUAUAAACUCUUUUAUUGUAAAAUCAACAUUAAUAAAACAGUAAGAAUCUA
Molecule: messenger RNA, 2617 nt
Organism: Bombus terrestris (buff-tailed bumblebee)
Lineage: Eukaryota; Metazoa; Arthropoda; Insecta; Hymenoptera; Apidae
Product: protein brambleberry
Exons: 9
Coding region: 257-2206 (649 amino acids)
Source: RefSeq, a predicted model, not a curated record